ACAAUGAUAGCGGCACUACUCUGUGUUCUCAUAUUCCUUUUUUUAACUUGGAGGUUUCUUAGCGGGAGGAGGACAAACCUUCCGCCUUCACCUCCUUGCGUCCCUCUAAUUGGUAAUGUUGGACAAUUCGCUCCUGAGGACUCUAUAGUAGCCUUUAGAAAGUUUAGGCAAAAGUAUGGCGAUAUUUUUAGCCUAAAGAUUUUUCACAAGACGGUUAUUAUUGUUAAUGGCCAUGAUCAUAUUUAUAAUUUAUUGCUGAAGCAUGGUGAUGUUUUUUCCGAUCGUCCAGCAGGUAUAUUGAGGGAUUUUUUCAGUAAAGGAAAAGGAGUUUUGGGAAGCUCUGGUUCAUCCUGGAAGGAACAAAGAACAUUUUCGCUCAAUGUGUUGAGGAAAUUUGGAUUCGGUAAGCGAUGUCUGGAAAACCAAAUCAUGGACGAGGUUAGAGGGCUUCUGGAGGUCAUCGAAAAGUUUGGAGGUCAAGCCAUUGACAUUGAAGAACCUCUUACAAUCAGCGUUGCUAAUAUCAUCUGCUCCAUCGUAUUUGGAAAACGAUUUGAUUACAACGACGUGAAAUUUAAACGGUUAUUGUUUCUUCUCAACGAAAUUUUUCACGUCACGACCGGAAGUUCGUUUUUGGUCCUUUUUCCGACACUAAGACAUGUUCCAUUUGAUAUUUUUAAAGGCCAAACUGUUCAGAGAAAUCUUGAUGAGAUUCAAUCUUUCAUUCGAGAAAUAAUUGACAACCAUCGCCUUUGUUUUGACAAGAACAAUAUAAAUGAUUUUAUUGAUGCUUUUCUGUUGGAGCAACAAAAUCAAGAAAUGGAAGGCAACGCCUCCUUUACUGACGAACAGCUCGUGGUUACAGUCCAAGAUUUCUUUUCUGCUGGGAGUGAGACAACAGUGACGACACUUCGAUGGGCUUUCCUAUUUUUGAUACAUAAUCCAUAUAUACAAACCAAACUACACAAGCAAAUAGACGAAAUCAUUGGAGAAGCCAUUCCUCAAAUAGAGCACAGGGAGAAAUUACCAUAUAUGGAGGCUUUUGUUCUGGAAGUUUUGCGAAUGGGAAAUAUAGUUCCUCUUGGACUUGCUCAUUGUCCAAAUCGUGAUUUUGAGUAUGGUGGAUAUUUAUUUCCAAAAGGUGUCACUGUAUUGCCCAUCCUCGAUUCUGCAUUACAAGAUCCAAACAUAUUCAACAAUCCACAAAAAUUCCAGCCAGAGAGGUUUCUGGAUGGAGAGGGGAAGUGCAAGGGGACACAAAAGGAUAAGAUGAUUCCAUUCUCGACAGGAAGAAGAGUUUGUCUUGGAGAAAACUUGGCAAGAAUGGAGUUAUUUUUGUAUUUGGUUGCCAUUUUACAAAAACUUGAGAUUCAGCCCGUGGAUACUAGCGAUUUACCUUCCCUUAAAGGACAUCUGGGCAUCACCUAUAUGCCAAAGCCCUACAAAGUGAAAUUUAUCAGACGGUAUUAACACUUUCAAUUUGAAAUCAGUCAAUGCCAUAUUUU
Saccostrea echinata is the source of this 1505-nucleotide messenger RNA. RefSeq names its product cytochrome P450 2B15-like. Gene Ontology annotation, molecular function: iron ion binding; heme binding; oxidoreductase activity, acting on paired donors, with incorporation or reduction of molecular oxygen, reduced flavin or flavoprotein as one donor, and incorporation of one atom of oxygen. NCBI's taxonomy places the organism in Eukaryota, Metazoa, Mollusca, Bivalvia, Ostreida, Ostreidae. Gene Ontology annotation, cellular component: intracellular membrane-bounded organelle; cytoplasm. Gene Ontology annotation, biological process: xenobiotic metabolic process. The record is from RefSeq and is a predicted model, not a curated record. Bases 4 to 1470 code for a protein of 488 amino acids. The transcript has 4 exons.